This is a messenger RNA of Oryzias melastigma (Indian medaka), 1681 nucleotides long. RefSeq names its product synaptogyrin 2a (gene syngr2a). The transcript has 4 exons. Gene Ontology annotation, cellular component: neuromuscular junction; synaptic vesicle membrane. NCBI's taxonomy places the organism in Eukaryota, Metazoa, Chordata, Actinopteri, Beloniformes, Adrianichthyidae. Bases 97 to 765 code for a protein of 222 amino acids. The record is from RefSeq and is a predicted model, not a curated record.
AAAAAAGUUUUCAGGAAGUUUUUUUGAAAAGUUGUGACAGGAAGGGGUUCACGGGUUUUUUCCGUGUGAACUGUUUGACACCUGUUGCGUUGGAAAAUGGAGCACAACGCUUAUGGGGCCUCGCUGGCUGGCGGUUCCUUUGAUUUAGAGAGCUUCGUCAAAAAGCCUCAAACUAUUUUGCGCUUCCUGAGCUGGUUAUUUUCUAUCGUGGUCUUCGCCACCAUCACGGCAGAGGGUUACAGUAAUCCCUCGACAACGGGGGACGCCAAGUGCAUGUUCAACGACAACGACAGCGCUUGCAGCUACGCAGUGGGAACCGGAGUCAUUUCCUUCCUGGCUUGUUGCGUAUUUCUUAUACUUGAUGCUUACUUUCCAAAACUCAGCAACGCCAAUGAGAGAAAAUACAUCGUAAUGGCAGAUUUGGGCUUUUCAGGGGUGUGGACUAUCCUGUGGUUUAUCUGCUUCUGUUAUCUGGCAAACCAAUGGGCCAACACCAUAGCGGUCGUUGUGGCGCCGGAUGCUGCUCGGGCGGCCAUCGCCUUCUCCUUCUUCUCAACCGUCACCUGGGGUCUGCUGCUCUUCUUUGCAUUUGGAAGGUAUCGCCAAGGAGUGGACGACUUUUCCCAGGACUACAGGGAUCCGGCCGGCGACCACACCACCCCGUACCCUCCUGCUCAGUUUGGGAGCGGCCCCACGGGCUACCAGCAGUCGCCCUUUUCCCAGGGCCAGACUCAACCAGGAGAGUACCAGCCCCCACCUUAUUAAUGGACUCAGAAGCAUCACUCCAACAUGGGGGUUUCCUUUUUUGAUAAAGAAGUGUGUCAAUGGUUUAUUUCACAUUUCUGAGCUUUUUGGGUUUUUUUUUUUGGACACUCCCAGUUUGUGCCUUUGCUAAUUUUUGGAGCACUGUUUUCUAAUGUACUACAUCACAUUUUGAUGCAUCCUUACUGUUUUUUUUUUGGUUUGAAACAAAAGUUCAAGUUUAGGAAGCAGUUUUUAGGAUUCUUGGUAGAGGAAAAAAUACAAAAAUAGGAUUACAAAUGUACCAAAAUACUUGUUGCAGAUGUUGAAAAAUGGUGAUUUAAAAAUAUUACAAUUUAUUCUUCUUCGGGAAAUUUAUUUUGUAAUGAAAAUACAUGACAUGUAAUUUUUUUUAAAGAAUGUUACUAUUCAAUGUUCAUUGUGUUGAUAUCCAGCACUUCCUCAGCCAACUGUAAAGAUAACACAAGUGAAUGAUUUAAUGGCAAACAUUUAUGAAAUCGAUGUGUUAAUCUACUGAAGAUGCCAUAUGUGUAUUUUUUUAUUAUUAUUAAUCAACCACUUGGAGGAGUAUUUUGAGCACUGAGAAGCAUUUAAUUUCACCUUGAAAUUUUCAUCUUCUGACUCUAUCCUUUUAUAUUCUUCAGUAUUUUGAUUUAGAUGUGACAUUUUUUCAUCUAGUGAGGUUUGAGAGGCUUUUAUUUUUAUUUUUUAUUUUGCAAAUGCAUAAUUCAAAAUACUUUGUGGUAGUAAGUUCUUGAUCUAUUUAUUACCCUGGACUGUCCUGUUAAAACAGGUGCAUGACAAUCAAAUAUCUUCUGCUUUUCUUUUUCCUUCUCAGUGUCAAACACCAGCUUUUACCACACAGUUCAUUUUUUACAGUGUGUCCUGUGUUUGCCAAAUAAAACAACUCUGACUUUAA